UUUGUAACAUCAUGGCCUUCUCCGUGAUUAGUCGUGGCCUCCUGCGCACUUCCAGAGAGCUAUUGGAACGCAAUAUGGCUGUCGGUGCAAUUUCAAUGCUAAAUGGUCUUGUGGAUAUUGAAAUGCAACCCAGUCAUUCCGCACGCCCAAUUUCAACAUCCAGCCAAGCUUUAAUACGCCAAACGCCACAGUAUUUACAGACACCAGUACCACCGAACAGUACCGUUGCACCCAGCACUGGCAUCUAUAAUAAGAAAGUGAAAAAUCUAAAACGCCAGCAAGAGGAGGAAAGUGACAGUGAUUCGGAUUCAGAUGAUGAGUACGAGCGUAAACGUCAAGAUCUACACAAGAAAUAUAGUCAAAAGGGUGACACUGAAUUUUGGCGCCGCAAAAUGCGUACCCUUCACCGCAUCUUGGAUGUUAAUCGUGAUGGUGUUAUCUCUUUCGACGACUUCAAACUGUUGCAUAAACGCUUUACCGAUUUGGGUCAUUUGAAUGAAGAACUGUCGGCCGAAUUUCUCAAGGUUAUGGAAGAAACUUGGAUUGAACAGUUCGGUGAAAUCAGCCCCUACAACUUGGUGAAUGCUGAACAGUUUUUGACAGAUCUCCAUCAUCGUUUGAACGAUGAGAAAAUGUUCAAAUCGAUGGGCAGAUUUUUGCCAUAUUUGUUUAAGGCUGUGGAUUACGAUCAUUCCGGUUACUUGGAUCUGGAUCAAUAUAAAUUAUUCUUCCGCUGUUUGGGCCUCUCCAACGAGGAUGCCGCCAUUUCAUUUGCUGUGAUAGAUAGAAACGGCGAUGGCCAACUAUCGCUCAAAGAAUUCGUCCAUUUGGGCCGUCAAUUCUUCCUAACCGAAGACGAAACAAAGAUCUCGAAAAUGUUCUGGGGCCCAUUGAUAGAUCAUUGACUUAUUGAUUAUGCCCACGAGGCCAUCUUGGCCCUGUUGGCCCGUGGCAAAUGGUUGGAUGUGCAACGUUGUGCCACCAUUCUAACCUAUAUCUGUAUGAAUGCUGUCUAUGAUAAUAUUCGUGAUCAUUUCUAUUGGGAUGGCACCGGACAAAAUAGCGCCGAUGAUGAAGCCUAUUUUUUAAGAUUAUUUUUUUAUGUUAACUCCUUAAUAUUAUUGUCGAUAUCGUGGCGUAAACACAAACGUCAAGAAUUGAAACCCUUAAUUGUUAGUCAUAUAAGAAAAUAUAAUAGAUUACGUAAGAAAGCUAAAAAGAAAAGGAAGAAGAA
Messenger RNA from Musca vetustissima, 1234 nucleotides. RefSeq names its product sarcoplasmic calcium-binding protein (gene CBP). The record is from RefSeq and is a predicted model, not a curated record. Bases 12 to 905 code for a protein of 297 amino acids. The transcript has 4 exons. Gene Ontology annotation, molecular function: calcium ion binding. Lineage: Eukaryota; Metazoa; Arthropoda; Insecta; Diptera; Muscidae.